Gossypium raimondii (Peruvian cotton) is the source of this 2233-nucleotide messenger RNA. Its product is annotated as CDK5RAP1-like protein. The record is from RefSeq and is a predicted model, not a curated record. Gene Ontology annotation, cellular component: cytosol; mitochondrion. Gene Ontology annotation, molecular function: 4 iron, 4 sulfur cluster binding; tRNA-2-methylthio-N(6)-dimethylallyladenosine(37) synthase activity. The transcript is spliced from 3 exons. Gene Ontology annotation, biological process: tRNA modification; negative regulation of cyclin-dependent protein serine/threonine kinase activity. The coding region runs from base 84 to 1934 and encodes 616 amino acids. Lineage: Eukaryota; Viridiplantae; Streptophyta; Magnoliopsida; Malvales; Malvaceae.
AGAAUAGUGGAUAGGUAAAGACUAUCCUGUGGUAUUUUCGCGUUGAAGUAAAUACAGGGCGCUCACACAAACUAGUUGUUCCAAUGGCCUCAAUUUUGGCUCAACCCGGCUGCUCCUGCAUUCGAAUCCAUCGGCGAUGCUGCUUUACCACUCUUAAGUUCUUCUCUUCAAGGCCUUUCGCUUCCCGUUCCCACCCUCCUCACCAUUUCUCUCACCGGCCGCUCAGGAAACGCUUCGCUCUCGAUGUUUCUAGAAGCCUCUCUCAAUCUCACCGCCUCCUCAACACCGAUGCCCCCACUCUCCAUCACUUCACCGCUCAAGCUUCCCUCACUGCCUCUCAAUCACAACCCCAUGUUUUGUCUAGUGAUGCACCGAAUUCAGAAGUUGCUUCAAAGGGUAGAAUUUAUCACGAGACUUAUGGAUGUCAAAUGAAUAUAAACGAUAUGGAAAUUGUGCUUUCAAUUAUGAAGAAUGCUGGUUAUACUGAAACUGUGGAUGUUCCUGAGAGUGCGGAGAUUAUAUUUAUUAAUACCUGCGCCAUAAGGGACAAUGCUGAACAAAAGGUAUGGCAAAGGCUUAAUUACUUUUGGUUUUUAAAGAGGCGUUGGAAGAAUAAUGUAGCUAUAGGAAGAUCGCUGUCGUUGCACCCUCCGAAAGUGGUGGUGUUAGGAUGUAUGGCUGAAAGGUUAAAGGAUAAGAUUCUGGAUGCUGACAAAAUGGUUGAUGUGGUGUGCGGACCUGAUGCUUAUAGAGACUUGCCGAGGUUGUUGGAAGAGGUUGAUUAUGGUCAGAAAGGGAUUAACACUCUUCUUUCCCUUGAAGAGACAUAUGCGGAUAUUAGCCCUGUUAGGAUUUCAAAGAAUUCGGUUACUGCUUUCGUGUCUGUGAUGAGGGGUUGUAAUAAUAUGUGCUCGUUUUGCAUUGUUCCGUUUACCAGAGGUAGAGAGAGGUCACGUCCUGUGGAGUCUAUAGUGAAGGAGGUGGGGGAGCUUUGGGAAGAAGGUGUGAAGGAGGUCACACUUCUUGGACAGAAUGUGAAUAGUUAUAAUGAUGCAUCUGGAAGUGAAAAAGAAGUUGAACCAGGAAGUAAUUGGGAGUUGAGUGAUGGCUUUAAAAGCAUGUCUAAGGUGAAAAACAUGGGCUUGCGUUUUGCCGACCUCUUAGAUCAACUUUCUAAUGAGUUUCCUGAGAUGAGGUUCAGAUAUACAUCCCCUCACCCUAAAGAUUUUCCAGAUGAAUUGCUGUAUCUGAUGCACGACCGCCAUAAUAUCUGCAAGUAUAUACAUUUGCCUGCCCAAACAGGGAGUACCGCAGUGCUUGAAAGAAUGCGUCGGGGGUAUAGUAGAGAGGCUUAUUUAGAGCUUGUUCAGAAGAUACGCAGAAUCAUUCCGGACGUUGGAAUAAGCAGUGAUUUUAUAUGUGGUUUCUGUGGCGAAACAGAGGAGGAACAUGCAGAUACACUAAGCCUAAUAAAGGCUGUUGGGUACGAUAUGGCAUACAUGUUUGCUUACAGCAUGAGGGAGAAAACUCAUGCCCAUAGAAACUACAUUGAUGAUGUUCCAGAAGAAGUCAAGCAAAGGAGGCUUACUGAACUGAUUGAAGCUUUCCGUGAGAGUACAGGUCAGCGAUACGAUUCUCAGGUUGGAACCAUCCAACUUGUGUUGGUUGAAGGACCAAACAGGAGAGCUCCAGAUAAAGAGCUUAUCGGCAAAAGCGAUAAAGGCCAUAGAGUUGCAUUUGUUAAUCUUCCUUUGCUAGAUCGGGAGAAUCAAACAGAUAAGAAAAGGAAUCCUGUUAUUGGUGAUUACGUAGAAGUUCAUAUAACAAAGUCUUCGAGAGCAUCACUUUUUGGCGAGGCACUUGCUAUAACUAAAUUGAGCGCAUUUUACAACAAUGUGGAUGAAGCAGCAGUAGCCUGUGGUAGCAGAGGUUGAAAACCAUCUCCAAUUUCAUCGCCUGUAACUAGUUUCCUUAAUAUGCCUGGAAAUUACAAGAAUUAGAGUAGCUUCUUGCUAUUGGAAUUGGCAUUUGCUGCUAUAGGAUUAUUAAUCGCUUGAGAUAGCAAGCCUAUUCAUUUGAUGUGAAGGAUAAAAGGAAACUGUGAGUUAUGAGUAUGACUGCGGAUUUUUCUUCUUUCCUAUUAUUCUCUCUCGAUAUUGCUGAUGCCUGCUGGCUGAUGUAUACGAACAAAAAAAAGGAAAUACAAUGGGAUUCUUAAAACAUUUUGUUGCAA